GUGCCAGUAGCAGAUGGCGAUCCGGCAAGCUGUCGAACAACGAACGGAAGAAAAUGUCUCUUCCACAUCAGUUGCACUAUGGAUAGGACUUAUCAUUGCAUUUGUUUCAUUCCUGGUGUUGAUUGGUAAGGGUUAUCAUAUUGGAAAAAUCGACGACGAGCUCAUAAGUGCGGGCAGCACAAGCUGGGAGACCAAACUUCAUGAAGAGGAGCAAAUACUGAUUGUUGGGCACAACCAACUAGCGAUGAAUAUAGCAAAGAUAGGAAAUAAUAGUCUACGAGAGUUCGAUCUGCAUUGGGAUCUCCAGCGUCACACGGUUUGGAGCAACAUCAAUACCUCCCGUACGGAUCUGAUCCGUCUCAGGGCAGGGCAAGUCAACGGACAGCUGUGGUACGUUGGAUUGAACUGCACCAACUCCCCGCUAGAAGACGUGCAAAGUGUAUUCGAACAGAUAGACAGCAUGCGGCGAUUGAUCGAAACACAUCGACAGGACCUUGCACUAGCGACAUCACUAUCCGAGCUUCAUACAGCGAUCCUGCAAGGAAAGAUUGCUUCACUGCUCGCUGUGAGGGGUGGACAUUCGAUUAACUCGAAGCUGGGACUGUUACGAUCACUUUAUGCACUAGGCAUCAGAUGCAUGUCGCUAGCAUCGGAACGUAAUUGCUGCAGUUGGGUUGAUUCUUCGAUAGUGGAUUUGCAAGAUAUUGGAACCGCCGAAAUGCGACGGGAUCUUUCCCUUUGGGGUCGAAUGGUUGUGUGGGAAAUGAACCGGUUAGGUAUGAUAGUGGAUCUGUCCUAUGCUAGCUAUGGAGCGGCACUGGAUGUGUUGCGAUACAGUAAAGCUCCGGUAAUAUUUAGCAAUGCAGGUGCUUAUACAAUCAAUCGACAUCAUCUUAAUGUGAGAGAGGACGUCCUGAUUCCAUUAGCUACCCAAGGAGGGCUAAUUAUGGUGAGCUUCGAUCCUACCCUGCUGGGAGGAUACACGAUCGAUAACGUACUAGAACACCUUAACUACUUGCGAGAAGUUAUUGGACCGGAGCACAUCGGCAUCGGUAGCGGGUUUGACGGGUUUGAUAAUGUAAUCGAAGGCCUGGAGGAUGUUUCGACGUUUCCCAAUUUGUUCACCGCACUUGCAAAAGGGAAGUACACCGAUGGCGAGAAAUUCGCUCCAUGGACGAACGACGAGCUUAGGAAGUUGGCUGGACUUAACUUUCUACGCCUGUUUCACGAUGUCGAACAGGUGAAGCAGGAACUCUCUAGAGAGCAACCGCUCGAGGAUGACGGAUUGGAAGAUAUGUUGGAUUAAA
This is a messenger RNA of Anopheles maculipalpis, 1307 nucleotides long. Its product is annotated as dipeptidase 1-like. Lineage: Eukaryota; Metazoa; Arthropoda; Insecta; Diptera; Culicidae. The transcript has 4 exons. Gene Ontology annotation, molecular function: metallodipeptidase activity. The record is from RefSeq and is a predicted model, not a curated record. Gene Ontology annotation, biological process: proteolysis. Bases 14 to 1306 code for a protein of 430 amino acids.